Messenger RNA from Xenopus laevis (African clawed frog), 6063 nucleotides. RefSeq names its product potassium channel, voltage gated KQT-like subfamily Q, member 5 L homeolog (gene kcnq5.L). The coding region runs from base 814 to 3579 and encodes 921 amino acids. The record is from RefSeq and is a predicted model, not a curated record. Lineage: Eukaryota; Metazoa; Chordata; Amphibia; Anura; Pipidae. The transcript is spliced from 14 exons.
GCGCUGCCGCCUCGGAGUAAAUGCACAAGCAGCUGCCUCUCCCUCCUCUACUCGCUCCUUACUUGCAGGGUUCGUCUCUCCCAAUCUCCACUCCCACAGCAGACUCCGUGUCAGCACCGGGAGAAGUAGCGAGUCCGAGCAAACAAGUUCACUGUAAAUCGCAGCAGCUGCCUUAUUGGGAACAUGUAGAGGCGGCUGGUGACAGGGCGCAAGUAGCUUGUGCUCCACCUACUAUUGACUCCAGCUCCUGAUACUGCUGGAUGUACAAAUGGCACUUGUUAUGUGAGUGCCCUGAGCAAGGGAAUGUCUGUGCUGAGCUGAAGGAUCUCAUGGGAUGUGGCGCUGACUCACAGAUGUCAGUUCACCACAGAGCAAACCCGAGCACCCGAUUUACUUUCCUGUAGCUCAAGUAGACAGCUCCUUGCCUUGGAAACGGGACAGCGACCCCUGCGCACCCAGGGAGAGACUUGUCAGACAAAGUGUGACUCCGCCGCUGGCUAAAAAAGGAAAGCGAUGGAGCCGCCACUAGCGAGAAGCAGUGCCAGGCAAGUGCCGGAAUAGAAGAGAGACGCACGUGUGACUUGUGAGAAGAAAUCACACAGGAAACAAGUCCAGUUCGCGCAUUAGGCAGGAACAUCUGACUCUCCCCUUCUGAGAAAGGAACAUUUGUCCCUCAUGCCACCGGCUCGUGCUGCUCAUUAUUGUACACUUACUGUGCCCCCGACUCCAUCCCCUUAAUCCCGUGCGCCCUAAUCCACAUCGGAAAGCACUCUGCCCGUGUAUGCCCCCAGCACAGCCUUCUCUGGGGAUGCCAUGCCCCGCAAGCACGGGGUCGGAGCCGGAGACGAGGGAGGCUCUGGGCUCUGGAUGAAGAGCGGCGCCGGAGGGAGAGGCAGAGAGCGAUACUACGGUAUGAAGGAUGUGGAGUCGGGUCGGGGGAGCAGGGUGCUGCUUAACUCCAACCGCGGGGACGGAUUGCUAUUGCUGGGCACCGCCGGGGAUCAUGCCGCCCGAGUUGCAGGAGCUGGAGGUGUCUUGCACGAAAGCCGAAGGGGGAAGCAGGGCGCCCGCAUGAGUCUUCUGGGGAAGCCGCUCUCUUAUAACAGCAGCCAGAGCUGCCGGAGGAACGUCAAGUACCGGAAACUGCAAAACUAUCUGUACAACGUGCUGGAGAGACCCCGAGCCUGGGGAUUCGUCUACCACGUCUUCGUUUUUCUCCUAGUCUUCAGCUGCCUGAUAUUGUCAGUGUUUUCCACAAUCCCUGAACAUCAAGACCACGCUUCAUAUUGCCUCUUUGUUUUGGAAUUCGUCAUGAUUGUCGUAUUUGGGUUAGAAUAUAUUAUUCGCAUAUGGUCUGCUGGUUGUUGCUGUCGAUAUCGAGGAUGGCAAGGAAGACUGAGGUUUGCGAGGAAGCCAUUUUGUGUAAUAGAUAUCAUUGUCCUCAUUGCAUCAGUGGCAGUUGUUUCUGCUGGAACUCAGGGUAAUAUUUUUGCAACAUCUGCACUUCGAAGUCUUCGAUUCCUGCAGAUCCUUCGUAUGGUGCGCAUGGAUCGAAGAGGGGGGACAUGGAAAUUACUAGGCUCUGUUGUUUAUGCACACAGCAAGGAACUCAUCACAGCCUGGUAUAUAGGAUUUUUAGUUCUAAUCUUUUCAUCUUUCCUUGUGUACCUGGUGGAGAAAGAAGCAAACUCACAAUUUCAAACAUACGCAGAUGCUUUAUGGUGGGGUACGAUCACGUUGACAACCAUUGGCUACGGAGACAAAACCCCACAGUCAUGGCUUGGAAGGCUUCUUUCAGCAGGAUUUGCUCUGCUUGGAAUUUCUUUUUUUGCAUUACCUGCAGGCAUUCUAGGCUCGGGAUUUGCUUUGAAGGUCCAAGAACAACACCGGCAAAAGCAUUUUGAGAAAAGAAGAAAUCCUGCAGCCAGUUUAAUUCAGUGUGUAUGGCGUAGUUAUGCGGCUGAUGAGAAAUCGGUUUCCAUUGCUACCUGGAAGCCUCAUUUGAAGGCCUUGCAUACCUGCAGCCCUACAAAGAAAGAACAAGGAGAGGCAUCUGGCAGCCAGAAGUUAAGUUUUAAAGAGCGUGUCCGCAUGGCAAGCCCGAGAGGGCAAAGUAUAAAGGGUAGACAAGCAUCGAUUGGAGAUCGGCGAUCACCGAGUGCAGAUGUUGCUACUGACGGGAGUCCAACCAAAGUGCAAAAGAGUUGGAGCUUUAAUGAUAGGACACGGUUUCGACCCUCCCUCAGACUGAAGAGUUCGCAGCCAAAACCAGUUACUGAUCCGGAUGUCAGCCUUGGGGCAGAUGAAGUUCAUGAUGAGAAAGGAUGUCACUGUGAUGUAUCAGUUGAAGAUCUAACCCCAGCUCUAAAGACUGUCAUACGAGCAGUCAGGAUCAUGAAAUUCCAUGUAGCAAAGAGAAAAUUUAAGGAAACCUUACGCCCUUAUGAUGUGAAAGAUGUCAUUGAGCAGUAUUCCGCUGGACACCUUGAUAUGCUGUGCCGAAUAAAGAGCCUUCAAACACGAGUUGACCAAAUUCUUGGAAAGGGCCAGAUAUCUACAGAUAAGAAGAGCCGUGAGAAAACCCCAUCAGAGAUUGAAGCAGGUGACGAUCUCAGUAUGUUGGGUCGAGUAGUGAAAGUAGAGAAACAGGUACAGUCCAUUGAGUCAAAGCUAGACAGCCUACUUGAUAUUUACCAACAGGUCUUAAAGAAAGGAUCUGCCUCAGCCCUGACCUUGGCAUCACUUCAUAUGCCACUUUUUGAAUGUGAACAAACUUCAGACUAUCAAAGUCCAAUAGAUGGUAAAGAUAUGUCAAACUCUGCACAAAAUAGCGGAUCAAUCACAAGAUCAGCUAGUGCCAACAUCCCACGUGGAUUGAAUUUUGUACUGACACCAAAUGAAUUUAAUAGUCCUUACUAUACAUUUAGUCCUGCCAUGCACACACCACAAGCAUCAUCCAAUCCAAGUGAUGGACCUGCAAGUACAGCAAACAGUAUAUCAAACCAAAUAACCCAGGCCUCAAAGCCAGCAACACCAACAACGUUACAAUUGCCACCUGCUCCAACCUUAAGGCCUAUCAGCAAACCUGAACCAACUCCCAUUAUUCCAAUGACCACAAAAGAAGACAGUUGUGAUGUCACCUCCUGCCUUGUUGCCUCAAAAGAAAACGUACAGCAUGCACAAACCAGUUUAACUAGACAUUUUGUAAGGAGGAAAAGCCUUGAAGCAGAGAGUGGCCAAUUGCCCUCCAAUCCGUUCACAAACAAGGAUUUUAGCAAAUCAUUUUCUGUACAAAAUUUAAUUCAAUCAACAGAAGAGCUAAAUGCUCAGCUUUCAUGUAGUGACUCCAGUGUCUCUAGAGGGAGCCAAGAAAUGUACCCGGAAUGGAAGGAGUCCAAACUGUUUAUAGAAGAUGAAGAGGUAGAAACAGAGACGUUUGAUGCUGCCUCUCAGUCUACUGUAGAGACUUCUCUGUUAUCUGAUUCUUUGAGGACUGGAAUUUCAAGAUCAUCUCAAAGCAUUUGCAAAAUUAGGGAUGGUACAGAAACACUUAGCCCUCCAAAUGUUAAACACAAAUAAACCCUGGGUUUUUAUAGGCUUUAAAAAUUCCAUUAGUCAUACAUACCAUUGCAUGAACUCUUUAGAAAGAUCUUAAGAUUAGCUGUGCAAGGAUCAGGAAGAAACUGAACGGCAGUUCUAUGAGCCCUACCUUCUAGUUGCAUGAAAAUGCAUGCUUCAGUGAUGGCUACCCAGAUUUACAAAUUUACACCUGAACCACCCAUCAGUGCAGUUGGUGGUUUAAAGGCCAACUAACCUACUGCUGAUACUGAUACUGAAAAAGUACCCAAGUAAAAUGGGAAACUUAGAGAUUUUUGCUCUUUCAUGGUACCCAAAUUGAAAGUCGAUUCUAGAGCACUUUGAAAUUGUCCAAAAGUUGAUGUUUACAACAAAAAUGUUACAGCUGCUAGUAAAGCGCAAUGAAAAGAAGUAACAUUGGGGUUGAACAGCUGCUAGAUGCAACAGGUGUACACACUGACUCAUUUCAGCCUGUUAUUUUAAUGCUAACAUGAAAUGAAUGUCAAUUUUCUGUAUAUUUUUGGUGACUUAGUGCUGUGGCAAAAAUGGUGCAUCACUUUGAGGUUGAUGGCCCAAGUUCUACAGUAGAAGCAAUUUUUAUUAUUAUUAUUAUUUUUUUGCUAUAAACUUUUAUUCCAUAUCAAAAAUUGUCACUGCAGUCUUAAUCUUACGUUAUGUAUCUGCAAAUCACUUGAACUGUUUCCUAUGAUAUAAGUUCUGCCUCCUCAUUUAUUCUGAAGAAGCAAACUUGGUUGUUAAUUUAUAACGUUAGGAUGUUAAUUUACUUACAUAACGUAUCUUACAUAGUACAACCAUGUCUACGGGGAUGAGGAUGUAAAAAGUAUAAGGGGGCAGCAGGCUAUAUGUAUACAGUGUAUAUGUAUGUAUAUAAAUAAAGAAAUAUAUUUAUAUAUGGAUAUUUAUAUACACACAAAUACUGCAUAUCAGUUCUGUCUAGUUCCAGGCUUAAUAACCAGUGAGGAUAUAAGUGUUCAUACCUGGCUACAUUUGAUUUAAUUUGUGACAGAAUCAUUCUAAAUAUAUUACUAUCAUUCAUUGAGGCCAGUUAAGUACUGCUUGCAGUCCCUGCUCACCUCCUUGGUUUUUCUUUGCUCCGUUUUUUGACCUCGCCAUGAAUACUCAAAGAAAACUUUCUCUUACUUUUGUUCGACAGUGCUUUUAGUGAAUUUGGGAUACUAGGAAGUGCAGGGUCGGACUGGAUGAAUGGGGGCCUACGGAGUUCCAAACCUCCAGGGCCCCCGCCACGCACGUGAUACUUAUAAAAAAUAUACAAAUUAUAGCCACUUUGCUGUAUCUAUAAAGGGAAGCGUUAUAACUGUGUCCAACAUACAACUAAUACAAAUGGCAUAAAAUAUAAUCUGAAUAAACAUUGCAAACUUCGUACUAUAACUAAGGGAACAAAGGGUAACGUGUUAGUCCCCCUCAAAUAUGGCAUUCUUUUUUGCAAAAGCAAAGCACACCUUUAACACAAGCUUAAUUUACUGAGCCUACUGAGAGGUACAUUUUCCCUUACACAGCCCCACAUAUAUUGUCCCCUUAAAUAUCCGUCUAUUCCAGUUAAAGAGCUUGUAACACCUAUUCCUCUUUCUGAGUGUAGCUUUUUGUUGUUGUUUCAAGCCAGUACAGGUUUUGCCAUAAUUCUUUUGACAUACAGAAUAACAAUAAACAUUAUUAUAAUUAUGUUGCAUUUUAAAUCUCAUAUUACUCUUGGAUGGGAAAUUCAAUUUAAACCUUUGAUAUUUGUAGGGGUGAUGGGAACAUGGAUGAAAUGAGAAUGGGUGAAAGAUAGAGUAAGGUGAGAGGAGAAGGAAGGAUAGCAUUGAGGGAAAAAUGCAGCUCAUUAUUUCCCAGACACAUAUAUAUUUCUGUUUAUAUAAACACACACACACAUAGAUACACACAGGAAUUAGAGACAUGUCACUUUGCCUGCUUUUUUAAAGUGAUACCCCUGGUUUAAAACAGACAGAGGUAGAAAGCUGCUGCCAUAAAGCAAUGUUAUGUUGAAAAUGUACAAAUGAAUAUCUAUAUUGAAUGGAUAAGAAUGAUUACCAGAUCCUUUUUUGGAAGAUAUCCAAAGCACAAUUAGCUCAGUUGCAGUUUUGGCAUUUCAAAACCCGAUUAAUUAAUGAUUUUUCAGCAUAACAGCUCAUUAGAACUAACUUAUUUGGAAUGUCUACAUGGGCAUAGCCAAAAAACAAAAAAGUUUUGUAAUCAUCUGUUUUUUUUUUGUUAAUAAUGUCUCACGUGCCUUUAUGUUAUGCAUCUUUGUCAUAUGUCCUACGGGGUACGAACAAUGUUUAUUUUGCUUCCCUUUUCCUUUUCAGAUGAAGCAGGUACCAUUAAUUGAUUUUACUGAUACGUUAUCACACUUACCUUGGUAUAAUGUAUUUGCCUUAAUGAAAUGCUUGAGAGCUUGAAAUUUCUUAGUUUUAACUUAAUUUAUUUAAUAAAAUUUUGUGCACAUAA